AUGGAUAACCGGCACGACGAGCUGCAGCUCAAGCCGUGUCACUAUUCGUCAGCUGCCACGUCCUUACAGAUCAGCGGGUUUGGUGUGGAAUCGUCCACGGAUGAGUCCAAGCGUUGGCAGCAGAGUCUAGAGAAGUGCAUUCGCGCCAUUGUGAGUAUUCGGCUGCUAAGUGUACGCGCAUUUGACGGCAACGGUGCGAGUUUUAGCGUAGCAACAGGAUUCGUGGUAGACAUGCAGCGGGGUUUGAUUCUUACAAAUCGCCACGUGGUUACGCCCGGUCCCGUAGUAGCUGAUGCGAUAUUUCUUAACAAGGAGGAGGUGGAUCUUGUGCCUGUGUAUCGAGAUCCCGUGCAUGACUUUGGAUUCUUUCGCUUUGAUCCAAGCAAAGUAAAAUUUCUUACUUUGCACGAAAUUCCGCUACGGCCUAAAGCUGCCAAGAUUGGUGCUGAGAUCCGCGUAGUGGGUAAUGAUGCGGGUGAAAAACUAUCCAUUUUGCCGGGCAUCUUAGCCAAACUGGACCGAGAUGCGCCAUCCUAUGGCUCUAGUACGUAUAAUGACUUUAACACGUUUUACUUUGCAGCGGCUAGUAGCACAAGUGGAGGCUCUAGUGGCUCUCCCGUGCUGAAUAUCGACGGUUGCGCGAUCGCACUAAAUGCUGGAGGAGCCAAGAAGGCAGCGUCGUCAUUUUACCUGCCACUGGAUCGCGUUGUACGAGUACUUGGUCUGAUCCAACAGGGCAAACCAGUGGCGCGUGGUACCAUUCAGACAAUAUUUCGUCACACGGCGUUUGAUGAGGUGCGGCGACUUGGACUGCCAGGAGAAACAGAGGCUUUGGUGCGCCAACAAUUCCCGCAGGAGACAGGCAUGAUGGUAGUAGACCAGGUCAUUCAAGGAGGGCCAGCGCAUGAUCAGCUGCGAACAGGAGACGUGCUUAUCAAGUUUGGUGACAAGUACGGCGCGACGUUUUUGACCAUCGAAGAGCUGUUGGAUUCACAUGUUGCUGAGACAGCAACAGUGCAGUUUCAGCGCGGAGACGAGCAGUACACAUCAACGCUCAUGAUCCAGGACUUACAUGCUAUCACGCCAGACAGGUACUUGGAAAUUGGAGGUGGUAUUGUACACGCUCUAUCCUACCAACAAGCUCGUAACGCCUCACUGCCGGUGGGUGGCGUGUAUCUAGCCCAAGCAGGCCACAUGUUUAUGAAGGCGCAUUUGUCCCAGCCCUGUAUCAUAACGUCCGUGGCAGGACAGCCUACCCCAAAACUAGAUGACUUUGCGAGCGUGAUGGCCUCGCUUCCUAACGGAUUUCGCACGGUAUUGCGAUACUUUAUGAUCCGCGAUCGCCAUCGUGUCCGUACAGCUUUCAUCAUGAUGGAUCGCUGUUGGUUCCCGAUGCAGAUGUGCACACGCAACGAUGAAGAUGGGUUAUGGUAUUCAAAGGCAUACAUUCAGGAUGUACUAAAUGAAGAUCAAGCACUAGGAAAUAUUGCAAAAUUCGGACACCCUACGUUUGCUCCAGCGCCGUUAAGUUUUCCUGGAGGAAACGCACUGGGCAAGAAGACGCUGCUAUCACUUGUAAUGGUGUCUUUUGACAUUCCAUACAUGAUUGAUGGUAUUUCGAGCUCAAGCUACCAUGGGAUGGGAGUCGUAGUAGAUGCCCAGCAAGGUUUUGUGCUUGUGGAUCAGAACACGGUUCCCAUUGCACUGGGUGACGUGCUGAUUACAAUUGCAGCUACCGUUGAGAUUCCCGCCAAGGUAGUGUUUGUACACCCAGUUCAUAACUUCUCCAUUGUACAAUACGACCCUAAGACAUUAGGAUCUGUAGCCAGCCAUAUCGAGAGUGUUGUGUUGGCUACAAAACCUCUUGAAGUUGGUGAAACCGCCGACUACGUCGGAUUGAGCAGUAAUUGGACUGUUGUUACCAUGAAGUCUGUCGUCACCAAGCUCGACCGUCUUGUGUUGCGCGAUUUCCAGCCGCCACGAUACAAGGCAUGCAAUAUUGAGGUGCUGCACUUUGAUCGUAUCACGAAGUCCGUAGGCGGUGUAUUUAUUAACGACGAAGGCGCUGUAAAUGCACUGUGGCUGUCUUUUAGCUACCAAGACAAUGCUGGUCGCAAGGAGGUUUUUCGUGGGCUACCAGUCAGCAGUGCUCGACACAUUAUCGAUGAGCUUCGGGCGUCUCGCAUCCCAGCGUCGUUAAAUAUUCUACCGGCGCAAUUGCUGACUUACUCUCUGUCUAAAGCACGUUCUGGUCUUGGGCUCUCAGAUGCAUGGAUACAGAAGCUUGAAUCACGCUACGAAGACAAGCGUCAAGUACUUGGCAUCAAGCGGUGUGCUGCCGGCACGGACUGUGCCGACAAAUUUGAGAGUGGCGACUUGCUUUUAGCCAUCAACGGACAAAUUGUGGUGCGGGAUGCAGAUGUAGAAGAUGCAGUAGAAGGUAGAACGCAAGUGCUUGCUGUGAUUGUGCGCGAUCAGAAGGAAAUGGAGGUGACAGUAAGCACGUCCCAGCUAUCAGCUAUGGGUACUGAUCGUGUAAUCGUCUGGUGCGGUCUCGUCAUUCAAAGCCCUCACUAUGCAGUAGCGAGCUUGGGCUAUAUUCCGAAAGAAGGCGGUGGCGUAUAUUGCUCCCGGUGGUGUUAUGGAUCCCCGGGGCAUAAAUAUGGCUUGCGAGCAACUAUUUGGCUUGUGGAAGUCAACGGAAAGCCAACACGCACGUUAGAUGACUUCUUGGGGGUAGUGGGACGUCUUGGUAAUCGCGAGUCUGUGCGCUUAAAAACCAUUUCCAUUAAUACGAAGCCAAAGGUGUUUACCUUGAAGACAGACUACCACUACUGGCCAACAAUCGAACUUCACCGAGAAGGAUGGGAUUGGAAAUAUGUAAAGCACCCUGUAUCCACGUAG
Molecule: messenger RNA, 2904 nt
Organism: Peronospora belbahrii
Lineage: Eukaryota; Oomycota; Peronosporomycetes; Peronosporales; Peronosporaceae
Source: the annotation of a GenBank genome assembly